Messenger RNA from Vitis vinifera (wine grape), 1954 nucleotides. RefSeq names its product calmodulin calcium-dependent NAD kinase. The record is from RefSeq and is a predicted model, not a curated record. The transcript is spliced from 8 exons. NCBI's taxonomy places the organism in Eukaryota, Viridiplantae, Streptophyta, Magnoliopsida, Vitales, Vitaceae. Gene Ontology annotation, molecular function: ATP binding; kinase activity. The coding region runs from base 91 to 1746 and encodes 551 amino acids.
AAGCUAAGCUUAAUGUUGGCCCAUACGCCUAUAAAUGAAACCAAAUCCUCACAUCUUCCUUCCGUCUGACAUCCUCUCUUUCAGGAAAAAAUGCAGCACCCAGCUGAGGGCCAUGGCAAAGUCAACCUCACACUUCUCUUGGCUACGACUCUUGGAUUCAUGGCGCCCAUGGCCGCCACCCUUUACCGCCGGUGCCGAAAGAAUAAGCCGGAGAAUGAUCCGAGUAUUGCUCCAGGGCUGGAGAGAACGGAGUCCGGCUAUGCCGCAAAGCUGGAAAAGUUCUCCCAUUACGUAGCAAGGCAAAUGGGAUUUGCAGAUCCGGAUGAGUGUCCCCAGUUAUGCAAUUUAGCUUAUGAUUAUCUCAAGAAAUCAAAGGGGUGUGAUGAAAACAUGUAUGAGUAUAUUUCAAGUCAACCAGACGCCGACUCACUCUAUAUAAAACUGGUGGAGGAGCUUGACAGGUGCACCCUCAGCUAUUUUGGCUUUCACUGGACCCAGGCUUCUCUUAUGAUCAAUCAGGUACAUACAUGUAUAUUCAAAACAAAGAGAGACGGAGCAUCAAUUUCUCUUUGCUUCCUUCGUAAAGAAUCUGAGCAGUUUUUGUGGUAUGAGUUGCAGGUGUUGAGUGUGGAGUCUGAUAAGCAGAAAACGAAGCUCAAGAACUUUGUGAUGGCCGCUACAAGGAAACAGAGAUUUGAGAAGGUAACAAAGGACUUGAAGGUGACAAGGGUGUUCAAUACAUUGGUGGAGGAGAUGAAAGCCAUAGGGGUGGCGCCGUCCGGUGGUUGCACAGAGGUGAUGAUGCCAGUGGCCCUCAGUAAGAGGAGUCCUGUGCUCCUCCUCAUGGGCGGUGGUAUGGGUGCCGGCAAGAGCACUGUCCUCAAUGACAUUAUGAAAGAAGCAUUCUGGUCAGAGGCAGCAGCAAACGCUGUGGUAGUGGAGGCAGAUGCUUUCAAAGAGACCGAUGUCAUUUACAGAGCCCUUAGCUCUCAUCACCAUGACAUGCUUCAAACUGCUGAGCUGGUGCACCAGUCAUCCACCGAUGCAGCAUCAUCACUCCUUGUGACUGCCCUGAAUGAAGGCCGCGAUGUGAUCAUGGAUGGAACGUUAUCAUGGGAGCCCUUUGUCCAGCAAACAAUUGCCAUGGCUAGGAAUGUCCAUAAAUGCCGUUAUCGAAUGGGGGUAGGCUACAAGGUGGCAGAGGAUGGAACUGUCACUGAAAAUUACUGGGAACAGAUACCACCAGAAGAAGAAGAGGAAGAGCAACAAAACGAAAAUGGACAUGUAGAAAGGAAACCAUACAGAAUAGAGUUGGUUGGAGUGAUCUGUGAUCCUUAUCUAGCAGUUGUUAGAGGCAUCAGGAGAGCUAUAAUGACAAAACGAGCAGUGAGGGUGAACUCACAGUUGAAAUCCCACAAGAGAUUUGCAAGUGCGUUUCAGAGAUACUGCCAACUUGUUGAUAAUGCCAGGCUCUAUUGCACCAAUGCCAUGGGCGGCCCACCCAGCUUGAUAGGAUGGAAAGAUGGAGACAACAAGCUACUGGUUGAUCCUGAACAAAUCAAAUGUUUGACAGUAGUCAGCACUCUGAAGGAUGAUGCAGACAACGUCUACGAGCUUUACACGGAGCCAAAAAUUUUAUAUGAACAGGGUUCAGUUUGGAAAGACAUUGUUCUGACACCUUCCAGGGCGAGCCUUCAUCUGGACCUGAGGACGUCAAUUCAGAAAAUAGAAAAUGCAAAAAAGUGAACGCCGUAUGAUCAAUGGUGGUCGAACGAACUUUGAUUUUACUGCUUCACUCCAAUAUUUGCUUGUACGUUUGGUAUUAUCCAAUGAUUUGUGCCGAGUACAUCCUGGUUGAUUCCUCAAAAGUAGUCUUUUGCCAUAUCUUCACCUGAUUGUUGUGUCUUGUACCAUAUACAGUUAAAUGAUCCAAAAUGCUGAUUGAUUUCCAUAA